AGGGCCCAAACGACGCAGCCUCAGACUCACGGUGGCUGAGAGGCAGUAGGCCGGCAGUCCGUCCGUUAAGGGGACAUUUCUGAGGGACUAGUGUCAAGGAACUGUUCCUCCGGGGCCACCGCAGAGGAAGUGUCGCCGAGGAGUUGCUUCUGCGGUGGGGGGGACCCUUCUGCGGAACCACUACCUAGAGGUCAUCUGGGAGGGGCUGUUGCUAAGGGGUCGUCUCCAGGGACCAUUCUUUAAGGGCUGUUGAUAAGGGGCUAUUGCGGAGGGGUUUGGGCAACAGUCCAUUCCUGGGGGACCUUUGCUGAAGUCUCAUCCUGAGGGGCGUUCCUGGACUGACAAGAGAGCUAACUUCUGUCUCCCAGUAUGGAAGAACCUACUGCCCAGUUCUCUGACGAGGAGCUGAUGGACAACUUCCCCGCCAUGGACGAUGAGAGAAUCCAGUUAGAGGCUCCAGAGUUUGAGGUGGAACCUCUUCCUGUGGGAUUUGAGGACGCCACUGCCUUAGGAUAUAGCUGUUUAGCAAAAGAAGAGGAAGGGAACACUGAGAAAAUGAAGAAGACAACCAUUAAAGACAAAGUGGAGGCAUUUCAUCUUCGCAAGAGCUUGAACCUCCUAGACAAACUGCAUGAGGAAAAGGACCUUUUUAUUCAGAAGACUAGAGGGGAGCUGCGUGUCUGUCGUCAGAGGAUGGACCUGCUCGACAAGCAACAGGAGAGCUUGGCCGCUGAGAUCUCCGUGGAGAGAGACGCCAACAAUAUGGCUGCUAUGGGUCGUCUCCAGGCUGCAUCCAGACGCUUGCACACAGAGCUGGAGAAUGAAAAAGAUCUGCAGUCCAAGAUCACGGCCAUGCUGAAGGACAGCGAGAAUGCCAUGUGGCACAUUGAGAUCCAGAAGGGGCAAUUUGAGGAUGUCCGGAAGCGUAAUGAAGAAGAGGCAGAAGCUAGGCAGAGGAGCCUUGAGAUACACGCAGCUCAGCAGCUUCAGAAGGAGAAAGAAACCCUGGAGAAGGUGGAGAGGAACCGUCUGCUGAGGGCCCGGAAGUCCUUGCAUGUGCAGAAGGAGCUGGGGCAGAAACAUCAGAAACUGGUGGAAGACGCCCAGAGAAACCACAGGAUUGCCGUGAAGUUCCUGAAGGCCUCUCUGGGAAGAAUCCGAGAGCGAGAGCAGGAGGAGGAGAUGGAGUCCCGCAAGCACAUGAAACGGCGCAUGGAUGCUGUGCUGGCGUUGAAGAACAGCAUCACUGCCAGUCGGGAAACACUGAAGAAGUUCCAAGCCUGGGGCCAGAGCAGGGCAGAGGUGGCUAAGCAGAAGGCCCUUACGGAGAAGGAGGUGAUCCUGGCCCAAGGUGGCGAUGCAUUCAAGCACCUUGUUCAUCAGCGCAGGCACCAGGAGCUGGAAGCCCAGAAGCGGGCUUUUGAAGAGGAGCAGAAACUCCGGAAGCAGGAGAUUGUAAGUCGAAUCUUGAAAGAGGAAGCUGAGGAGGAAAACAGGAAAAAGAAGCAUCACCCACCCUCUAAAGCCACAGACAGAUGGACUCUGCGGGACAAGACCUGGAAGUACAUCUCCAACUUCUGCGAGGGGAAGACUGCAAUGCCCGCAAGUCACCUGCUGGAAAACGAGAUAGCCUUACACCCCAAGCCUACCUGUCUGCUGAAAGCCAUAUCCAGUGAGUCUGUGCAGAUGGACCUGGGGAGCAUUAGUACGGAGGAGGAGGUCCUGGCUGAACCAGAUAUCCCCGGGCUUUGGAGCAAAGAGUACAAGACACACCAGGUGUCCAAGAAGGACAUGGAACAGAAACCUGUGGGUGGUACCAAGAUGGACAAGGACAUCCUGGCUUGCACGAUGGAGCAGCUGCGCAGUGGGGUGGUCCAUAAGCAGGUGGUCUCUGGGAGGGAGUUCAAGGGUCGCCCGUUCAACAGCAAGCCCGAGGUCAUUCACUUCAAGGACUUUGAUAUUGGCAAAGUGUACAAGAAGAAGAUCACAUUGAUAAAUGCUACUUACACAAUCAACUAUUGUAAACUGGUGGGUGUGGAGGAGGGCCUGAAGGACUUCAUCCAUAUCGACUUUGACCCCCCUGGUCCCAUGUCAGCUGGGAUGUCCUGUGAAGUUCUGGUCACCUUCAAGCCUAUGAUAAAUAAAGAUCUGGAAGGAAAUGUUUCAUUUUUGGCUCAGACAGGCAGCUUUUCUGUUCCACUGAAAUGUUCAACGAAGAAAUGUUCUCUGUCCCUUGACAAGGAGCUCAUUGAGUUUGGCAGCUAUGUGGUGGGUGAGACCACGUCCCGGACCAUCACACUGACCAAUGUUGGGGGCCUGGGCACCAGAUUCAAGUUUCUCCUGGAUUCUGAGUUCUUUGAGAUGGAAGAACCCCAACCCAUCAUGAAAAUAAGCAGCCUCUACACCUGUGAGGACAAAAGUCUCUAUGAGAAGAUCAUUACCAGUCUCUCUGAGCAACAGCUUGAUAUCAAUGAGUCCUCCCCAGUGGACAUCCCGAGCCGAAAAGAAUCCGAGAAAGAUGGUAAGAGUUGGGGAGACUUGGGAGUGGCAACCACAUGGCAGCUCACAACUGUCUUGAGAAAUUCCCUAAGAAAAACCAUGAUGUCCAUGUUCUGACCCCAUGGUACUCUUCCUACACAGGUAACAGAGGGAGAAAUCGGCCCCUUCAGUUCCAUCAAAAUACCCAUUAUCUUCACCCCAGUUAUCCCAGGAGAGGUCCAGACUAAGUUCAAGGUUAUGUUUAAGAAUUCGCAGUGUCCCACGUUAUAUUUCAGGGCCACGGGUAUUGCCGUCGAUGUGCCAGUCUGGGUGCCGAGGGCCACUGUGGACAUGAAGAUCUGUAUGUACGACCGACUCUACCAGGACUCCAUCGUUGUCCACACGAGAUCAAAAGCAGCCCUGCGCCUAAAGUUUGAAGUCUGCAAGGAGCUGAGAGGCCACAUAGAGCUUCUGCCAGAAAUAGGCUAUAUCCAGGCCCAAUCCUCCUAUUCGGUACAGCUCAAGUUCCUGCCUCGACACUCCCUCCCUGAGGAUGCAGGGAAGUAUUUUGACGAGAACAGUCGUGUUCUGGAAGCUCCAAUGACCAUCUGGGUGGCUGACCAGAACAAACCGGUGGGGUUCACUGUCCAAGCCGUCGUCACCACCUCAGACUUGGAAAUCAGCCCCUUGGAGAUAAACUUCGGCUACUGCACCAUCUAUGAGGCUAUCAGGACAGAAAUCAACCUCAGCAACCUCUCACUGCUGCCCCAGGAGUUUGGGUUCGUCGGACUUCCAAAGUAUGUGGACAUCCAGCCCAAUGAUGGGUUCGGGACAAUUUUGCCGCUGGAAACUUUGCAACUUGAUGUGAUCUUCCAGCCCAUUAAGGCCAAGGAAUACAGAUUUGAGCUGAUUUGCAAAUCUGAAAUAAACCGGUGCUUCAAGGUGUCUUGCCAAGCAGUGGGUGUCCACCCACCCCUGGAGCUGUCCCACUACCAGAUCAAGUUUGCAGCCACGGCCCUGUGUGGCAGCACUGUGUCUAGACUGUACGUCAUCAAUUCUCACCUGAGCAUGAACAAACUGACCCACUCCUUGCCUCGAAUUGGGUCUGAGGAAGCCACCCCAGUGGGACCCACAUCCUUUGAGUUCUUGCUGCCUCCUAAUUCACCCAUCACCAUCUCCCCAUCUGUGGGGACUGUGUUGCCAGGAAAGGUGAGCAUGGGCCCCACUGACAGGCUAGGAGGCAGGUGCCCGGUUUGGCACACUUUAACCACAGGUACUGGCGCACAGCACGGCCAAGGGUGUGAGCUGGAGACACGGCCCCACAGCAUCUGUUCCUGCUUACAGUUCCAAAAAGAAACAGUCCAAAGGAAGGAAACGUGGAAACCGUCCAUGCCUGUGGUUCGGGUUCACAACCGGGACCGACCAACCCGGGCCUCCACACCCCACACUCCAGAGCUGCAUAGGCAGGAGCUCAGUGUCAGCUCCGAUGAAUACCAAGCUGCACAAGCCAACUUGGCCAGAUCCUUCCAGGGGAAGUUUGACAGGAUUGUGGUCCCCUGUGUUGUUGCCAGUGGUGACAUCAAAGACAGGAAGGAAUUGAAACCUCUGAGCUUCAGCCCCCAUAAUACUCUAUAUCUGGAACUAUGGUGUCCAGCAGUGGCUCCGUCCAUUGUGCUUACAUCCAACAAAGGCAAUAGUGUCCUUAACUUUGGUGAUAUUGCUGUAGGGCAUCGAAGUAUAAAGAAGAUCACCCUCCAGAACAUUUCCCCUGAGGACCUUGCUUUGGAGUUCUCAGUGCUGAGCCCCAGCGGCCCCUUUGUUCUGAUAAACCCCUCCAAGAAGCUGUGUUCUGGCGAGUCACAAACCCUGGCACUGUCCUUCUCUCCCCAUGAGAGCACGCUGGUUCAAGAAAUCCUGGACAUCAUCACCAAGAGAGGCACCCUCAGCCUUACCCUGACCGGCACAGGUGUGGCAUCCAUGAUCACAUGCUCCAUUGAAGGCAACAUCCUCAACAUGGGCUAUGUGCUUGCCAGAGAAUCUGUCUCAACAACUUUUAAGCUACAGAAUGAAUCCUCACUUCUUAUUAAGUUCUGGAUGCAGCUGGAGAGCCUCUCCAGAAAAAGGGAUGAGACCCGGCAGCAGCUACCCAAGUUCCUUACCUCCCGUGAGCAGAGGACUGAGAUUGUUGGCACACAGAACCACAACGGGCAGAGCGUAUUCAGUGUUGCUCCAGUUGAGGGACUCAUGCACCCUGGGAAGGCUCAAGAAUUCACUGUAACCUUCAGUCCGGACCAUGAGAGCCUCUACUUCUCUGACCUGCUCCAAGUGGUGCUCUUUGAAAAGAAAGUCUCCCAUCAGAUCCUCCUGAAGGGUGCUGCCCGCGAGCACAUGAUGUUUGUGGAGGGAGGAGACCCACUGGAUGUGCCUGUGGAGUCCCUGACAGUGAUCCCUGCCUUGGACACAGAACAUAGAGAGGCUAGAUCUCCCUCUCCAGAAGCUGAGGAGAUAAAGCCCAUUCUGGUGACCUUGAACUAUGUCCAGUUUGACACAGACACGCCAAUCCCACCUGCCACCCGAGAGCUGCAAGUGGGCUGUAUCCGGACUACCCAGCCAUCACCAAGGAAGACUGUGGAGUUCAGCCUGGAUGGUGUUGCAUGGCUGCAGCACAAGGGCUUCUCCAUCGAGCCGUCCAGGGCUUCUGUGGAGCGCGGUCAGACCAAGACCAUCAGCAUCUCCUGGGUACCACCUGCUGACUUUGAUCCGGACCAUCCACUCAUGGUGUCAACCCUGCUGCAGCUCCGGGGAGACGGAAAAGAAACCUACAAAGUCAUCUUUGUAGCCCAGGUGGUGGCUGGGAUCUGAGGUCACAGGAACCCGCAGAGCCUCUUGGACCCUCCCACCCAGCCUUGUGGGCCAGGUCGACCCAUUCCCCUAGGCCUGGACAGAGCUCCCCUGCCCUAUAGACAUGGCUACUUCCUGCUGCCCUGAGAACAAGACUCCCCCGCCAUACACACAGCCAAGAAAUACUAAUCCAUUCACACAGCCUGUUCCUAGAUGCCCCACCCCCAGCCCCAGAUCCCAAGCCCACCAGCACCUCCUCAGGCUUUAGAGAUCCCAGGAGAUAGUGCAGGCCUGUCAAUAAACUCUAAGAACCAACAGAAGUGUGCAGUGGUGGGGGUAGGGUGGGGGGCUGGCUUAGCAUAAAGUAGGGUGGGAGGAGAGCCUGGAGGAAGCCUGACCCACUCUCCCCGCUCACAGAACCCAACCCAUAAAACAGUGUUCUGCCUAGUGAGAACCUUCCAGAGGGUGCAGUCUUGCCAGAUAGCUAGAGGGAGUUCACCCUGACUCAGUCACUGGAAGAUCCCUCCAGAUCAUGCAGUUCAGGUGCUGGGGGUGCAGAGCCAGGGUUGAGCCUGGUCCAGACCUGGAAAGGUGAGGGAGGAGAAGCGGAGGACAAGAGGUGUCACAGCCCAGAGAAAGUCUCCUAAGUCUCCCAGCUCCUCCCAAGUCCCAGGAACUAGAUGAUCCCACCCAAGGGAUGGGCAGGCACAAAGCGGGCCCAGCUUGUGAGUUUCGGUUUACACUUGUCUGAAAAGAACAGAUUUUGCCUUCCGGGCCCUAGCCCACCCAGCCAUACUCCUGCUCCAGCACCGCGCCAGCACAGCUUGUCGGAAGCUUUCCAUCCAGCCCACCCUCCUAUCCGUGCAGCGUGACUACACCCCAUGGGGACAAACUACCAAGAGAGCCUUCUCAGCCUUCCUCAGCCUGGCAGGACCAUGGGGGGGUGAUGGAUCUGGGUGCUCUCCUGAACACUGCUCUGUGUUCUGUCCUUAGUGCCCUUGAUAUCUUGUCGCCUGGCAUUGCCCCUAAGGGAGCCAGCAACAUUUGCAGGAUUUCUGCUCAGUGACCUUGGAGGUACAGGGCCCCAGGCCUCCGCUGACGUGACUGGAGCUGACCCUUGACCUGUUUCCAGGUCAGAUGGGUGGCAAGAAAGUCUGAGAUUUGUGAGGACAUGCUCUGGGGAGAAAGCACUACCCCAGGCAGGCCACGCUAUCCUACCUAGGUCCUCUCUUCUCUGGACCCCAGGCUCUGAUCUGGGCCUCCGGCUGCACUUUCUUCCUAUUCUGGCGCUGUAUCUCCCCCCCCCCCAGCACCAAACAUAGCUGAGGCAGAGCAAAGGAGGGAAUAACACAGGAGAGAAGUUCACCGGUCUCUGGCAGAACUGGCCCUUGACGGCAAACACAGGUCAGCUGUAGACAGAACCCUGAAGGACUCUCCAGCGAGGGAGAAAACCUGAGUGUGAAAACAGUGAAGAAACAGAGGCAGAAGGGAGGGCAGGUGCACCCCCUGUCCUUAAUCACACCGCCCCUGCAGUCUGAACCCUGAAAGGCAGAGCAGCCUGGCAGAGGACCUAGCCUGGAGGAGGAAAGAUUAAUAAACUCCCCGGGAAGAAGUGGCCACUUCAACAGUAGAAGAAGCAGGCAUUUCAGGUUGAGGGAGAGGGCUGGGAAGUGGUCUGUUUGCAGAGCCUCAGCAGCCCGGAGCCCCUAUCCCUGUGGAGGAUGCAUAGCAAAUGUCCUUGAAUGGCAGUUUGGAAAGCUAAACCCCAGUUUAUUAAUGGUGUAGACCCCACCCCUUUUACCUAGAGGAUUGUGGAGUAUGAGGGUGGAUUCUACUUAUUCUAAGAGGCCACAAACCAACGCAACCCACAAGUUUCAGGAGACCCGGUUUGUGAAUGGGGAUGGGGAAAUGGAGGAUAGGGGUGGCUGGGUGAGGGGUCAGUAUGAUACAAGAGAGACUCGUGUCCCAUGCCCAGAACAAGACCUGCUCUAUCCCCUCGUAGGGCUCACAUUGGUCAUUGGUCCUUGAAGACUCAGA
Molecule: messenger RNA, 7356 nt
Organism: Microtus ochrogaster (prairie vole)
Lineage: Eukaryota; Metazoa; Chordata; Mammalia; Rodentia; Cricetidae
Gene: Cfap74
Product: cilia and flagella associated protein 74
Exons: 38
Source: RefSeq, a predicted model, not a curated record